Meloidogyne enterolobii is the source of this 1527-nucleotide messenger RNA. The record is from the annotation of a GenBank genome assembly. Lineage: Eukaryota; Metazoa; Nematoda; Chromadorea; Rhabditida; Meloidogynidae.
UUCUGCAAUCAAUACAACCAAAUGGAAGUGUCAAAUUCGGCUAGUAAGAAACGUUCACUCGAUUCUUCUAUACAUAUGCUGCUUAACGAAAAUAAAAAUAAAAGCCGCAAAGCAUUUCAAUCUAAAAGAUGUGGGGGUUCUUUUGAUAGAAAAUUAACAACAGGAAUUUUUGGGUCUAAAUAUUCAACGUCUUUUCAUUCUGGAGGAAAUAAUAAUGUCAAUAGCAGCUUUCCUAUUCCACCAGUAUUUCCAAAAACAUGCUCUCUUUUUGAUUCCACCUUUAAUGGAGGUGCUUUUACCGACCGCAAUGAAGAUAAAAAAUUAAUGGAGGCGCUUAUGGAUGUACGAUUAAAAUUGCAGAAUAUGAAGAAGAAUGAACCUCGAAAUGCGGAAAACAAUAGCGAAACAACACUAGAAGAAUUAGCUAAUCUUUCUUCUGAUAGCGGAAAUUCUUCGAUUUUUGUUGAUUCUACACAAAGUACCUUAAAUUCUAAAAAUGAACUUUAUUCUAAAACUUCAUCUUUAUUUAAUUCCUCUUUGAUUAAAGAAGAUCCUUCCAACGUUAAAACUAAAGAGGACGGUUUUAAUCCGAUUUUAAAACGAAAAAGCGAUUUGACGGUUAAUAUUCCAAAGAGCGAAAGAAUUCUUUUAUUCAGACGCCGAACAAAAUCUAAAAAAAGCUAUCAGGAAGAAGAAAAUGAAGGAACAAAACACUGGACAAUCCAUGGGGCUAACAAUAAGUGGAGCACUCCUUGGAAGUACAAGCUGUUGAAAGCUUUUUCCACAAAUGGGGUUAAUAUGGUUGCUGCUGAUAGUGAAAAGCCUUCCCAUCACUUUGGAAAGUUGGACAGAGAAUGGGAAGUCUGCGCUGUGCGUGAGAUUUGUCGUCGUCUUUCAUUAGAGGACUCUUUAGAGCCAUCAGAGUUGCCGCUACCAGAUGGUGCACUUCAAUCACAAGUGCUUGACGAAUUUAUGAUUCGACAGAUUGUAGAUAUUCUACCUCCUCGUGCUGAGGGUUAUCCUUGGGUGAAUAUAUACAGUUCUGAAAAGCAUGGAUUCUCCUUAGCUACCCUUUACAGAAAAAUGUCUGAAUGGAAAGAAGAAAUGUCUCCUGUUCUCUUGAUCAUUCGCGACGUUGUUGGCCACGUUUUUGGUGCAGUGUGCUCUACCGCUUUACAACCAUUAACUCCACCACAUUAUGUUGGAACCGGCGAUUCAUGUUUACUUUUUCGCUUUACAGGAGAGCACCCACACACUAGGGAGUUACGCACAUUCCAUUGGACUGGAGAUAAUCAAUUUUUUGUUAAUGCAACCAAAGAUUUUUUGUCAAUUGGAGCGGGCGGAUUAAGCUCAAUUACUAAUUCUCGGUCGACAUGCCCUACAGCUGCUGGUCUUUGGUUGGAUGCUGAUUUGAAUAAUGGAAGGUCACAAAAUUGUGCAACAUUUAACAAUGAGCCUUUAGCUGGUGGUCUAGAAGGAGAUUUUGUAAUUCAAUUUGUUGAGGCAUUUGGUUUUAGCAUGUCUUAA